Molecule: messenger RNA, 2878 nt
Organism: Drosophila nasuta
Lineage: Eukaryota; Metazoa; Arthropoda; Insecta; Diptera; Drosophilidae
Gene: muskelin
Product: muskelin 1
Exons: 9
Coding region: 1-2556 (851 amino acids)
Cellular component (GO): cytoplasm
Molecular function (GO): protein binding
Source: RefSeq, a predicted model, not a curated record
AUGUCUUCGUCCACGUCAACAACUUCCAGUCCAACGGACAGCUCAAAUGGUUCUUUGGCAAUUUCAUAUGGUGCCCUGCCCCUGGUGCCUGGUGCGAAUUCGCAGAAGCCUUUCACGCUUUCCGAGCGCCUUAGCUUUGAGAUUCACCGUUACUCCAGCUAUUCGCCCAACUAUUUGCCUGAAAAUGUACUCGUCGACUGUCCAAAUGAUCAAACCUCUCGUUGGUCCGCCUAUACGAAUAGCCCACCACAAUUUCUUACCCUGAAGCUCAAACGUCCCGCCAUUGUGAAGAAGAUCAAAUUUGGGAAAUUUGAAAAAUCACACGUUUGUAACAUUAAAAAAUUUCGAGUUUUUGGUGGCUUAGAAGAUGAGCAUAUGGUACUACUACUAGAAGCUGGCCUUAAAAACGAUAAUAUACCUGAAGUAUUCAAUUUGCGUUGCAUGACUGAGGAUGGCUCGGAGAACCUGCCCAUUUUAUAUUUAAAAAUCGUGCCAUUAUUGUCUUGGAGUCCAUCCUUCAAUUUCAGUAUCUGGUAUAUUGAGCUGCAUGGCCAGGAUGAUCCUAUGUACACCUCUGCUCGCAUGAAAAACUACAAUAUGCUGCGUGAAACUGAGAUUAUUAAACUGUGCCUGAAACACUUCCGCCAACAGGGUUAUAUGGAAGCUUUUGGCGCCCUACAGGAACAGACAAAUGUGCGUCUAGAGCAUCCGCUUAUAAGCGAACUUCAUAAGUAUUUGGUGGUACAGGGUAAUUUUGAGCGAGCCGAAGAGUUUGUUGCUGAGUGCAUUGAGGAUGGUCUAAUGGAUGAGUAUUUGCAUAAGCAGGACUAUAAGCAUGCUUGGCAUAUGAAACACACUGAGAGUGACGUAAAGCCCGGCAAUCGUGGUGGUCAUCAGCUGGCUGUUGACACUAAGAAGCGACUUAUAUAUUUAUAUGGCGGUUGGGAUGGCUAUCAGGAUCUGAGCGAUUUGUGGGUAUUCAAUAUAGAGCUGGAUGAAUGGACGCUGCUGUGUGAUCGUUCGGAGCUAAUUAAGGGUCCAACGCCACGUUCUUGUCACAAGAUGAUCUUCGAUCCCAUUAGCGAAAACAUUUUCAUGCUAGGGCGUUAUCUCGACAACUCGAUACGAACCAGCGAUUACAUUAAGAGUGACUUUUACCUAUACGACACACGGUCAAAUGGAUGGAUGCAAAUUUGCGAUGAUACCAGUCAAGUUGGUGGGCCACAUCUAGUCUACGAUCAUCAGAUGUGCAUCGACACCGAUAAACGAACAAUCUAUAUUUUUGGUGGCAAAAUACUCACGCCACGAAGUGCCACAUCUUCGGUGGAGCCAGAGUACUCUGGCCUGUUCUCGUAUCAUAUUGCUACAGACACAUGGACACAGAUACUUGUCGAUUGCCACCAUGCCAGCGCAGCACAAACGGAUAUUAUGUCAAUUAAAUCUCGUAUUACCCACUGCAUGGUGUUUCAUAAUAAACAACGAAAGCUUUACAUUUAUGGUGGCCAACGAGGAAAGGAGGACCUGGAUGAGUUGCUAACUUACGACGUGGAUACUCAGGCCAUUUCAGUUCUUAAUAAGGAGCAUUCACAUCAUGGCAAUACAUCAACCUCGGAGGCAAAAUUCGAACCAUCAUCCGGUUAUACUUUGCGAGCUACAAUUGAUUGUGAUCGAGAUGAAAUUUAUAUUUUCUCAAGCCUGAAUAAGAUUAAGGAUCGACGUGAUGUACAUCAUGUCGAGCCGUCAAACUCCUUUUGGGUUUACUCAUUGCGCACACACAAGUGGUCACGGAUCUAUUACUGCCGUCAUAGUACUCAAGAUAUCAAUUCCAUUAAUAGGGCAAAUGUUUUGGGUACCACUAAAAUCGAUGGGUGCUUGGAACCAUGUCCGCGAUAUGCUCAUCAGAUGGUCUACGAUGAGUUAGCUAAGACGCACUAUCUCUUUGGUGGUAAUCCAGGCAUUUCUCAGUAUCAGCAACUGCGUUUGGAUGACUUUUGGUUGCUGAAUUUGGAAAAGCCAAAACGUGAGGAAAUAUUAAAACAUUGUCGCUAUCUAAUACGAAAACUUCGCUACGAGGAAAUGGUGCGCAUAGAACCUUUGAAAGCGAUGCAGUAUCUUAGGCAUCAUAUAUCUGAAGUAAUAGAUCAUACCGAUGCAGAGCAACUAAACAACUUCCAUAAGCUGGCAUCAUUACUCUUCAAGCCCCAUGAAAUCAGCCAUGACGCUACUCUGAGUCAAAAAACUACACCUGAGAAGUGCGCUGAGACUGAAAGAUUUGAUGAAGCGUCCGAUGAGAUCUUAAAGGCUGAAAUGACAGAAGUAAUUGGACUGGUGACUGCUGAAAAUAUGUCAAUCGAAUCAAAUGAAAGCCUGGCCACGUCUGGGAUAUCGGAGACAGCGUCCAGUCCCAGUAACUCGUCGUGCACCAAACGAGCGCGUACCGAGUCCAGUUGUGAGAAACAAAAUCGUCGAGCUUUUCUUUUCAACAAAUUGGUGCAACUGAUGCCAGCAAGCAUGGUGCAGCCAGAGCGCAAUUUGAGCGAUUUUGUGGUCAUUUAACUGUGCCAAUCACAAAUGCAUAUGCAGGCAAAAACGACAUUAUUUAUAAGUAUUUCAAUGUUUACGUUAAUUAUUUGGAAAUGUUAUAUAUGCUUGAUUCAAACGCUAAAUGUGAAUGUGAUACUCAAUUCGUCCUUACUUUCCUUUUGUUUAUUUCAAUGUUAAGUUUAUCGGCUGGUGCUAAGCACCAUUUAGCGUGUGCUAAAUAUUGAAUUGAAAUUAUCUGCAACACAAAGCUAUUUUCAUUGUGAUAGUUAAUUUAACAACAUGAAAGCAAAGGUUAUUGCGUUUAAGUCGAAAUACUAUAAAAAAAAAUGUGAAA